UGGCUGCACUGCGUUACACUUGCAGUUGUUUGUGAAACUUCUUACCGUGUCGGUGGUGUCACGUGUUGCAGCACAAAAUAGUUAUAUUUAUUACAAAAUGAAUAAAAAAAUUUUUCAUCGCGUACAAAAUCCCCGUCUAAAAGUACCGGAUAAAAUUUAUGAAGGGUACGGAUAUUGUAUGUAUCAGACUGUUGGCAGUUACAUUCGAUGUUUUGAACGUUAUGCGUACAGUUGUGAUGCACAUGGAAAAUUAGUUAAUAAUCAACCUGUGUUAUCUAAAGGCCAUAAUCACGAAGCAGAUCCUAAACUGCAUCUUUAUGUUACUUUUCAACAUGCAUUAUUCGAGGCUACCGUUUCACGCCCCUUUCGAUCCUUCCGAUUAAUUUAUGAUCAACUCAGUGUGGUGCAUUAUGAAGCUGCUGUAAAAUUCACUUGGGCCAAAAUGAAGCCAGUUAUGGAAAACUGGCGCCGCCGUGAACAGCCUCGGCGUCCACCAACUCCUCAAAAUUUGCAAGAAUUUUCUAAUUUAUUAAGCAUGCCCCAAUGGUCACAUUUUUUGACAUAUCCUCAUGGUCAAUUGAAAGUUGUUACUCUUACUUCAACUGAUGAUUCGUUUUUAACAAUUAUUUGUAACGGUGACUUCUUGAAAUCAGUUAAUACAUCAAUGCUUUUUAUGGAUGCAACUUUUAAAAUUACUCCAAGGAAGCCAAAUAUUUAUCAAGUGUUUACAGUUCUUGGCUUGAUAGACGACCAUCAG
Molecule: messenger RNA, 757 nt
Organism: Cotesia glomerata
Lineage: Eukaryota; Metazoa; Arthropoda; Insecta; Hymenoptera; Braconidae
Source: RefSeq, a predicted model, not a curated record